This is a messenger RNA of Melitaea cinxia (Glanville fritillary), 3678 nucleotides long. RefSeq names its product serine/threonine-protein phosphatase 1 regulatory subunit 10 (gene PNUTS). The transcript has 5 exons. Gene Ontology annotation, molecular function: metal ion binding. Lineage: Eukaryota; Metazoa; Arthropoda; Insecta; Lepidoptera; Nymphalidae. Bases 546 to 3497 code for a protein of 983 amino acids. The record is from RefSeq and is a predicted model, not a curated record.
UUUGACAUCCGUUUUCAUUCAUUCUUUAGUUCUUUUACGUCAUUCGUUCUAGAGAAAUCAAUUUUAUUCAAUUCACAUUUUCACAAUCCAACUCUAUUCUCGCUUGCGGACAGCCGUGGUAUUGGAAGAGCGACUUCUUUCGGACGGACAUAAUUGAUUUCUGACGCUGGCCUAGAUUUGGGACUCAACUGUGUUGAAUUCGUAUAUAUAAAUAAAUGUAACAUAUUAAUGCUAAUAUUACUAUACAGAAAACAAUAUUGCUUACGGAUAGGUUAUUUAACUAGCGAUUUACUUUAUUACUAGUAAUAUAUAAGAAAAACUUAAGCUAUGAACAUUCACGUUGGUGAUAAGCUUUUGGUUAGGAAUUAGUGAAAUAGAAAAAAAAAGAACGAUAGAUCAUAUGUGCCUUCAUAUCUUUGUGAGAGAUUUACGAAUAUCGAUCGUAAUUGUUUUACUAUGAGGCGCCAUUUUGUAAUUCUACAAGGCGUGGCACACGAAUGCGACACGUCAUCCUCGCUUUGAAUAUAACACGCAAUAAGUAAAAGAUGCCCCGAAUUGACCCAAUCCAACUUUUAAAUUGCCUCAGCGUACUUCUAUCACCUACUGGGGGCAUAAAAAGCAGAGACGAAGUGCACAGGCUAGCUCACUUAAUGACCAAAUUUUCGAAGAAACUUGUGUCUAAAUGUAUAUACAUUCAAAUUCUAAAAUGUACAGAAACAGAUUUACUAGGUUUAUUUAUGGGAUCUGGUGGCUGGAGGCUAGUACAUAUGUGGCUUACUGAAAAUAUAGUAUCUAAGAAUUUGCCACUCGUAAGAGAGUUGUUAGAAUUACUGUUAUUGUGUCCAGUUGAUGUAGAAAGACUUAAGACUAAUAAUUGCCCUAAACUUGUUAAAGAAUUAUCAAAGGAUGGCAAUCACGUCGCUAUAAGGGCCCUAGCUUCAAAAUUGGUUGAACAGUGGCUAAAAGCAGUAAAAGGAGAGGAAGUGACACCAAUAUUAGUUUCAGAUAUACCACAAAUAAUUUCUGAUUUCCAAUGUGAAAUAAAAUCUGAUGUGGUACCUGAUAAUGAGGUGGAUAAGAGAUCUAACGAUGUAGAAAUUUCUUCUUCUAAUGAAAAUCACAGCAUAAAUGAGGAAGUGGAAAAUCAGGAAAAUAAUUCUGAAACUAAUCAUAAUCAUGCUUUGGAAAUAGAAGAAAAAGAGAGUGACACUUUACCAGUAUUAAAAAUAACAUUGAAAAAUGGAAAACAAAUUUUGUCCCAGGUCGAAGAAGAAAAUAAAGAACCUGAAGAAGUAGAAUCUGAAAAAGAUAAAAGUAGAGACAAACACAAAAGCAAAAGUAGAGAUAAGUCAAAUGAUAAAAACAGUAGCAAUAAUAGUAGUUCUUCAAAAUCUUCAAGUUCAUCUAAACAUUCAAGUAAAUCUUCAAGUGAUAAAUCUAGAAGUAGUAGUAGUCAUAAAGAUAGUAAACAUAGCAGUAAAGAUAAAUCAAAAGAUCGUCAUUCUUCUCACAGCUCGAAAUCUAGAAGUAGUAGUUCUAGUAGUUACAGAAAAUCAAGCUCAUCAAGUAGUAGUAAGUCAAGAGAUUCUAAAAAUGAGCAUAAACACAGCUCUGACAAAGAUAAAAGUCGAGAGAAAGAUAAAGAUGUGAAACCUUCAACGGAAAAAUCUGAUGAAAAAGCACAAACACCUUCUAUACAUAAACUUGGUAAAAUUCCAAAAUUAAGUGAUGUAAAAAAAGAAAAACCUUCAAUAUCUAUAGAAAUACGAAAGCCCGAUGAGCCGAAGCCAAAAACUGUUAAAACAUUUAAUUCUAAAUUUAGGAAACAUGGAUUAGAAGAGGAAAUAAAACCACCACCUUCAAGGGCAUCUGUUUUGAGUAAUAAAAAACCACCCCCUGUUUUACCACCUACUGUAUCUAUACCGAAACGACCAUCACCUAUUCACAAUGAGCCUCCUCCAGAGAAGAAACCAAAAACAGUAGUUGAAAUUGAAAAACCUGGAGCUAUAAAAUUAAUUCCUCCUAAACCUAAACCUAUGGUGCUUCAGGAGAGUGAUAUGUUUAUGGACGCAUUAAAUGCAUCAGCUACUAACAAAAAGGAACCGAAGAAAAGAAAAAGGCGCACAAGCGGAUCUAAAGACGGAAAUACACAAAAUGAUGGAUCUCCUCCGCAAACUCCAACGAACUUAUCAAGUCCAAAUAGUGAAAGUAAAUCUGUACCCCCAAGAUUUUAUCAAGAUACCUUAGACGAAGAAGAAAACAAGGACAGAUGUAGUGAAAAAUCGUCUGAGCACAAAAGUAAUACUGAGCAGUCGGAUUCCAAGGAAAAAGAUGAGACGGAAAAUAUGGACACAUCAGAACCUCAUACACUGACAAUAAAUGGUUUAAAAGGAGUUCUAUGUUAUCAUAAAAGAAAAGGUCCUAAAAAAAGUAUAAGAUGGAAACCGGAUUCAGAGUUAGAAGAAAUUCAAUACUUUGAACUUGAUGAAACUGAAAGAGUUAAUGUUACAAAAACGUUUACCGACAUGAAACAUUUAGAAAGAAUACAUGAAAGAGAAGCUUUCCAAAAGGCAAGAAAUCUCAUUAAUGAUGAUGUUAUGGAAGAAAGAACGAGCUGGAGACCUUUAAUACCAAUUGACGUCGAAGGUCAAAUCCAAAUUGAAUAUGGUAAAAAUAGUAAAGAGAAAGAUAUUCAAGCCAUUCGUCAAAAAGGUACAUUGCAACCAUUAUAUUUCCAUAAGUCAAUGAUCCCUGACUCACCACAUGAACCAGAGGUUGAAGCUCAUACUUACAAUGAACCAACAGUUAUACCUUUAGAAGAUGUAACGGGAAAUCAAGAUAAUAUUAGCGAUUUUAGAAAUAUGCCAUGGCCAGAACCCAAAGGCAAUCCUCCUCCUACAAGUAAUAGUGGCAUGAAUGUUCCAACAAUGUUUCCACCAAAUAUAUCGCAAUUUCCAAAUACUUUCCCUCCACCUCAAUUUCCAGGAGUUCCUAAUUUCCAAGGACCGCCAAUCAUGCCUGGUGAUUGGCAGAACGGAGUGGUACCACCUAUUAUGUCAAAUGGUAUUCCAAGUCCAAUGGCACCAUCGGCUAUUGUGCCAGGAUCAAUACCGCCGGGAAAUAUGCCACCAGGAAUGAUGCCUCCACCCGAUAAUAUGAUGAUGGGUCCUGAAAUGUUUGGAGGACCUAAUCCCAUGUUUCCUGUACCGCCUGAUGGAUUCAACAUGCAACAAAAUAUGUUUCCUGUUGACUAUAAUAUGUCGGGACCGGCUGGACCGGAUGGAUUUCCUGGUAAUUUUAGAGGAGGAAUGCGGGGUCGAGGAGUUGGUGGUCCUUGGAGAGGAAAAGUAACAGUAAAUUGGGAUGGACCACAAAGAGGUCGUGGCGGUCGAGGUGGUGGUCGUAAAGGUGUGUGCAUCUAUUUUCAAAGAAAAGGUUCCUGUCGGCAGGGUGACAAUUGCUCAUUUUUACACCCAGGUGUCAAUUGUCCUUUUUAAAAAUUAAGUAUCCACAUGUACAUAUUAAAAAAGAAAAUAAUAUAUUUUCUAGGUAAUAAGAGAAUAUUAUUUGCCUGGUCCAAAAAGACUGCCUAAUGUAAAUAGUUAAUAUUUUGUAAAUAAUGUAAAUUUGUUACUAAGCUUUAUACAAAAAUAGUGCAAAUAAAUGAAGUAAUUUUUA